Molecule: messenger RNA, 1126 nt
Organism: Scomber scombrus (Atlantic mackerel)
Lineage: Eukaryota; Metazoa; Chordata; Actinopteri; Scombriformes; Scombridae
Gene: fam8a1a
Product: family with sequence similarity 8 member A1a
Exons: 5
Coding region: 57-998 (313 amino acids)
Source: RefSeq, a predicted model, not a curated record
GCAUUUAAAGCAGAUUUACCUGAUAAAUUAGGGGAAGUCUGUGUAGUAGGUCAGCCAUGGUGGGGACGACAACAGGUGACAAGCGUCAUUGCCCUGAAAAGGAUGCUAAGCAUCCUCCGAGUACCGCUACUACGGAAUACUGCGCCAAGUUGCAGCAGUGGAUGUGGCAGUAUUACUGGGAAUAUGCUGGCUGGCAGAGCUGGGCGACUCUGUCAGCUUUUCCCUUUCCUCCUCCGUGCAGUUUCCCUCUGCCGGGGACAAGCGCUCAGACACCGGGUUCACCUGCCUCGACUUCCGGGACUGGGCAGCAAGCUUUCGACUCACGUAACUGGUACAACCACCCGUAUCCUUUUAGUUUCCCUGCAUCCUUCCCUCAUCCUGGUGCCCCCCAGACGGAGCAGAGCACAGCCGCGACUCCAGCUACAGCCCGGACAACCCAGCAUCAGAAUGGGAAUCCACCUCAGCCAGGACGGGAGUACACCAUCCCCUCUCCUCUUCAGAGGUUCCUGGCUGAGACAGUGGACUUCUUCAUCUUGUUUUGUGUGAAGGCCACCAUCGUGCUGUGGAUCAUGCAUCUGAGUGGGAUGAAGGACAUUGCCAAAUUCAUAACCCACUUCAUUGUGGAGGAGAUCGAUGAGAACACGUCCAUGGAGGACCUGCAGAAGAUGAUGGUUGUGGCUCUAGUCUACAGGGUUCUAGUUUGUGUGUAUGAGAUCAUCUGUAUCUGGGGCGCUGGUGGUGCCACACCAGGGAAGUUCCUGCUUGGCCUGCGGGUGGUGACCUGUGACACAUCCACUUUGGUCCGACCUAACCGUGUCCUUGUGGUCCCAGCAUCGAACGUCUCCCUAUCUGCCUCUACUGUGCGGGCACUGAAUAAGAACUUCUCCAUCGCCUUCCUUUUUCCCGUCUUCAUCACUUUGCUCUUCUUCCAGCACAACAGGACUGUGUAUGACAUUGUGGCAGGGACCAUUGUUGUCCAGCGCAGAGGGGGCAGAUAGCCUUUUCUCCAGCAGCAGACUCUUAUAUGCAGCGGGAAUGAUGGUGCAUGGCAGGCCUAUGGGUACAGAGUGUCCAACAAUUUGAACUUAUAUCGGUCACAAAUGAACAGGCUUUGAAAACAGCAAUG